GACUGAUAUUUUCGGAGCCACCUUUAAAGUUCUUCCUUUUUCUCAUUCGAGUGCUAUAUCGCAUAUCUUAUCUAUGUCCCUCAUCAAAACAACGGGGCCAGCUUCGAAGUAUUCAAGGUAAACCUCACUUUAAUGGAUACCAAAAUGGAACCCCAGUUGUCAAGUAAUGGAGUUUCUCAUCACUACCACGUUGAUGGGUCUCCAUCGGAACUCGGAUAUGGACAUUACGGGUGCUCACACUAUAAAAGGAGAUGCAAGAUCAUAGCGCCCUGUUGCAAUGAAACUUUCCAUUGCAGACAUUGCCAUAACGAAUCUAAGAAUUCGAUUGAAGUUGAUCCUGUUGACCGGCAUGAUAUUCCUCGACAUGAUGUGAAGAGAGUCAUCUGCUGCUUGUGUAACACUGAGCAAGAUGUUCAACAGAUGUGCAUUCACUGUGGUGUUUGCAUGGGGAGAUACUUCUGCUCCAAAUGCAAGUUUUUCGAUGACGAUGUAUCAAAAAAUCAAUACCAUUGUGAUGAAUGUGGUAUCUGCAGAAUUGGAGGUCAAGAGAACUUUUUCCACUGUAACAAAUGUGGAUGUUGUUAUUCGUCAAUGUUGAAGGAUUCACACCACUGUAUUGAAAAAGCAAUGCAUCACAAUUGCCCAGUUUGCUUUGAGUUUCUUUUUGAUACAACGAAAGACAUUACUGUAUUGCCAUGUGGUCACACCAUACAUUUGGGAUGUGUGAAAGAAAUGGAACAGCAUUUCCAAUAUUCAUGCCCUGUUUGUUCAAAGUCCUUUUGUGAUAUGUCACGUGUGUGGGAGAAACUGGAUGAGGAGGUUGCAUCAACGCCUAUGCCUGAAAUGUAUCAAAAUAAGAUGGUUUGGAUUCUUUGCAAUGACUGCGGAGAAACAUCUGAAGUAAGUUUUCAUAUUGUGGCGCACAAGUGCCUUAAAUGCAAAUCCUACAACACGAGAAAGACGCAAGCUGCCUCUGCUUCAUGCUCAUCGAGGAUUGAAGAGAUGGUUAGAUGAUUGAUUUUAUUAUCAAGAUGCUUGUUUGAAACUGUUGUUGAAUAUCAAUUUUAUUAUCUUCACGUUGGAAUAAAAGCAAUCAUGCCUAAAAAAAAAAAAAGCAAUCGUGCCUGAUUACUUCGUUAAGCUCACCCUUGGACAGAUGGUAAUUGCUUUAUACAAUAA
Messenger RNA from Gastrolobium bilobum, 1179 nucleotides. RefSeq names its product E3 ubiquitin-protein ligase RZFP34-like. Gene Ontology annotation, biological process: protein ubiquitination; ubiquitin-dependent protein catabolic process. The coding region runs from base 133 to 1014 and encodes 293 amino acids. Gene Ontology annotation, cellular component: nucleus. The record is from RefSeq and is a predicted model, not a curated record. Gene Ontology annotation, molecular function: zinc ion binding; ubiquitin protein ligase activity. The transcript is spliced from 13 exons. NCBI's taxonomy places the organism in Eukaryota, Viridiplantae, Streptophyta, Magnoliopsida, Fabales, Fabaceae.